UCAGUCAUUUGACAUCCCACGAGGUUAACUGUCACAUCAUAUUUGUAUCGCGAGAUGUAAACAGUAAAAUUGAUCGUUAAAGGAAUCAUGUUUAAAAACACUUUUCAGAGUGGUUUUUUGUCUAUUUUGUAUAGCAUAGGUAGUAAACCCCUUCAAAUAUGGGACAAGAAAGUGAAAAAUGGACACAUCAAAAGAAUAACCGACGAAGAAAUACAAUCACUGGUUUUGGAAAUAGUGGGCUGCAAUGUGAGCACCACUUAUAUCACUUGUCCUGCCUGUCCUAAGAAGACUUUAGGAAUCAAAUUGCCAUAUCUUGUCAUGAUCGUGAAAAAUUUAAAGAAAUAUUUCACGUUUGAAGUACAGAUUCUGGAUGACAAAAAUGUGCGAAGAAGAUUUAGGGCUAGUAAUUAUCAGUCGACAACUAGGGUAAAACCUUUCAUAUGUACAAUGCCUAUGAGAUUGGACGAUGGGUGGAACCAGAUUCAAUUCAAUGUAGCAGAUUUCACAAGGAGGGCGUAUGGGACCACCUAUGUUGAGACAUUAAGGGUGCAAGUUCACGCCAGUUGUAGAAUACGAAGGGUAUACUUCUCAGAUAGGUUGUAUAGUGAAGAUGAAUUGCCAGCCGAAUUCAAACUUUUCCUUCCGAUCCAGAGCAAAACAAAGCAAGUAGCCGCACAGCACUGAAGAGAGCAUAUCCUCGAAUUUUUUUGUGAUAAUGAAUUUUUUUUCUGGGACGAUUUGAGAAGAAAAUGUUUUGUAUUGUAUAACGUGGAUUAAAAGUGGAAGUGAUUCAUGUUUCAUCCAUUUUUUUUAUGCUAUAAUAUUAAGUGUCAAUAAAUUAUGAGCUGA
Molecule: messenger RNA, 849 nt
Organism: Coccinella septempunctata (seven-spotted ladybird)
Lineage: Eukaryota; Metazoa; Arthropoda; Insecta; Coleoptera; Coccinellidae
Gene: Bug22
Product: cilia- and flagella-associated protein 20
Exons: 3
Coding region: 88-684 (198 amino acids)
Biological process (GO): regulation of cilium beat frequency involved in ciliary motility; cilium assembly; positive regulation of cell motility
Cellular component (GO): motile cilium; ciliary basal body
Source: RefSeq, a predicted model, not a curated record